This is a messenger RNA of Prorocentrum cordatum, 3513 nucleotides long. The record is from the annotation of a GenBank genome assembly. NCBI's taxonomy places the organism in Eukaryota, Dinophyceae, Prorocentrales, Prorocentraceae.
AUGUGCGACCACCUUGCCAAUGAUAAGGAGGCGGGCUUCGGCGGCCUGCCACUGCUGGCCGCGGAGCGGGCCCGCUGGGCCCUGGGGCGGGUGGCCGGCGCUGCCCGCCUCUGCCCCUGCCGUCGCGCCACGGCGGCCGCCUCGUCGGACGAGGAGCCCGCCGGCUGGCGGCCGCGGCCGCUUCUCGUGUUCAGCGUUUACAAUGAGAUCUGGAUUGAGUACUGCGAGCCGCCACCGCGCCUGGCGCACACGCGGAUCGCCGUCGUCGGCGUCCAGGCUGCCGACCCCGAGCACUUCAGCAUCCUCACGCCGGACUUCGACGUGCACAUCCAGGAGUGCGACGCCAGCAACGACGACAUCAAGAACUGGUGGAUGUACUGUGCCGCGGGUGCGCCGCACGGGGCCGCCGUCCGCCCUUCUGGCGUCCAGUGCUACUUCGCGGUUGCGCCGACCGCUGCUCAGGACGCCCAGGCGUGCGCCCCCGCGGCGGGCAGGCCGGCGGCCCAUGACCGCGCUCUGGCCCUCCUGACGGCGGCGCGGGCGGCGGUCCUGGCCCUGGCACCGCGCCUGGUGCUGCCAUCUUCGCCGCGGCCCCAGGUGCUGGGCCCCCCCGAGGCGGCGUCGCCGCUGGCGCGCCUGUCGCGAUGGUCGCGGCCACAGCCGGAGGCGUUGCCCCUGCAGCUGGGCCCGCCGCCGCCCCCGCCGCUGAUGCCGGGCCCCGUCAAGAGCGGAGGUUCGCUGCUCGGGCACCGCUUUGGUUGGGUGGCGGCUCUUGGCGCUGCGAUGCCAGUCGACGACCCCGUCGUUAGCACGUCCUACGAGUUCGCCAAGACUAUGCAGGGGGCUCAGGUGUAUGACCAAGUCGGUGGCUUCAAGCUGUCCGCGAUCGAGCUGGUCACGAGGCAGCCGCAGGCCCGCGAGGAGCGCUACGGUAUCAAACUGGUCAGCACUCACGCUUCCAUAUCUGGAGGCGACGACACAGGGAUGCAGUCUACGCGUAGGGCCAGGGUCAUGGUCGCCCCCUCUCCUGCUGAGUGGAUCGCAAAGCAGCUCUCGGCCAUGGCGAUGGAGCGCCGCAGGGCGCGAGAGGAGCGGCAGCUGCCCCACCCGCCCGCUUCCGAUGGCAGCGGCGGUGGUGGGGCGGAGGCUGCCAGCGACGGGAUCGAUGCGCUCGACCAGCUGGGCGGGGGCGGCUCGCCGCCCGUGCGCAAGCGAGCUUCUGUUUCGCAGCAGCAGUCCCUCGACUACAUUGCUGAUCUGUAUGUCGAGUUUGCCCGAGCGCCAGCCGACAUCGCCCCGGGGCGCGGCGACAUGUGGUUCAGCAGUGGCGACGUCUCGAACGCAUUCUACGCCGUGCAGGUCCCGGAGGGCUUCUUCGCGUUCUUCUCCCUGCCGCCUGUGCGGGCGGUGCUUGCUGGCGUCUUGCUUGGGCCGCGGCUUCCCGCCGCCGGCGCUGCCUGCGUGGGCAACUGCCUGGUGGCCGGCUGCUGGCGCGCUAAGGUGCAGGCCGUCGCGCAGAAGGUCGAGCGCGAGCUGUCGUCCCUCGGCUUCGUCGUGCGCGAGCAGGUCAGCGACGCUCGCCAGGUCAGCUUUGUCGGCCUCGACAUUGGUGGACGCGAGCACUCGGCGCGGGUCUCGGCCCGCCGCGCCUGGCGGCCCCGCUGCGCCGUCGAGGAGCUCCUGCGGCGCCCAGAGGUCGGGGGCGCGCUCCUCGAGUUUAUCUUGGGGUUGCACCUGGGUCACCAAGGACUGCGGCUCGGUGAGCUCGACCCGAACCUGCUGGUCGGCGAUGGCUGGGCCGUCGCGUGCUCGUUCCCGUUGGGCGAGGCCGGCGACGUCUGCCGCGCCGAGGGCCUUGCGCUGGGCCCGCGCUCCGGCGUCGGCUUCGCGGGGGGUCUGGAGCUGAGCAUCACCUACUUCGAGCAGAUGUCGGUCGGCAUGGGCAUGCUUCUGGACUGCCGGUGGAGGGUCAACAGCUUCGUGACGUGCUGCUCGGACCUCCGCCUGGACUGGAGCAGCUGGGCCCCUCUGGACGUGGCCGUCGUUGCCUCCCUCGACUGCUUGUGCUUUCGCGGCCGCGGCGGGGGCGACGCGUCGCUGCUUUUCGCGCGCCUCCCGCGGCGCAUGCGGAUGCCGAUCCCUUGGCUCGUGGUUGCGGCCGUGGCGGGUGCCUGGCUGACGCAGUGGCAGUGCGAGCAGACCAGGCACGCGGGCAGGACGGGCCUCUGGGACUUCAUCGUCGGUCUCGACACCUGCGCGCUCUUGGCCCUGGCGCUCCUGAGCCUCGAGCGGCGGACCUCGACGCCGUCCGCGCGCCUGUGGACACCCCUGCCGGGGUCUCUCAACGGGGGCAUGAUGAAGGAGCUGCCCUGCGCGCCUGGGCUGAUGGACUUCCCAGCCCAAGCCUGCGUCGACCCCCUGGCGAGGCGCUGCCCCGCCCGGGAGGUGCAGCAGCGCGGCGGCUGGGCGUCCGACAACAGCUUCCGCCGCUACGUCACGCAGGCCCUGGCCAUCGCCCAGCUGCAGCGAGCAGGCGCGCGCGUCUUCGACUGCGGCCGCCUGCUGGACGAGCAGCUCUGUGCCGCCUUCCUGAGCGGCGCCGCGGUCCCCGCGCUGUCGCCGACCUCGCCCGGUUCCUGGAGCCAUGCCCGCCAUGGGCCGCUAGGGUCCUCGUCGCGUACCAUCCGCUCUUGGGACUACAUCUGGGGGCUGUCCGACCUCGGGCCACGGCCCCAGGCGGCCGUCGACAUCGGGAACGCGCAGCUCCGCUUCGCCCUGAGCCUCGUGUCGCUGCGCCGUUCCAUGGGCGUCCCCGUCUACCUCGAGAAUCCCGGCUUAUCUUGGGUCUGGGUGACCCCCGGCUGGCAGGCCCUGCUGAAAGCCCCCGACGCUUCGCUCUUCAGUCUCGACAUGUGCGCCUUCGGAGACCAGUUCUACUUCUGCAACGUGGGCAGCGGGGGCGCCUCCACCAAGGUCAUCGGGCGGUCCCAGACCCUCAGCGUCGAGGUUGGCAUCACCACUAUCCUCAACAUAAUCGUGUACGAGUGCCCAGAGCCUGUGUUCACGCCUGAGACCGCUCGCUGCCUUGGAGUCCUCCGCGUCCCCAUCGAGCGCCUCGCCGAGCGCUACAGCUCUGGCAUCUUCCAGCAGUGGUUCAACCUCGACACGGCCACGGACCCCCGCAUGCCGGCCGGGGACCCGCAGAUCCUUGUGAGCAAGUUCGAGCAGGCCUACACCGACGCCGUGGUGGACGUCUACCAGCCCAAGAUCUGCCUCUCCGUAAUCGGCACCGCCUUCGAGGCGCUCUGGGUCGGUGGGAGGGAGGCCCCGCAGGAGGUGUGCCUUCAAGGCUCGAAGUGCGAGGUUUUCGGGUGUUCUCGUCGGUUCCUCGAGGUUUUCCAGCCUCGGCAUGCUUUCCAGCACCCGCGCCUCGCCGAGAGCCUCCCCGGGGGUGCCCGAGUCGAGUCCUCCCGAGCGGCCGCGGGUGGCGGCCCGAGCUGUGGCCACCGGUGA